This is a messenger RNA of Ochotona curzoniae (black-lipped pika), 1350 nucleotides long. RefSeq names its product tumor necrosis factor (gene TNF). The record is from RefSeq and is a predicted model, not a curated record. Bases 177 to 878 code for a protein of 233 amino acids. NCBI's taxonomy places the organism in Eukaryota, Metazoa, Chordata, Mammalia, Lagomorpha, Ochotonidae. The transcript has 4 exons. Gene Ontology annotation, molecular function: CD40 receptor binding; cytokine activity; tumor necrosis factor receptor binding. Gene Ontology annotation, cellular component: cell surface; membrane. Gene Ontology annotation, biological process: positive regulation of transcription by RNA polymerase II; tumor necrosis factor-mediated signaling pathway; extrinsic apoptotic signaling pathway via death domain receptors.
GCUCACUCAGUGAGGACACCGGGGACCAGCUAGAAGGGAGAGAGGCAACUCCAGAAGCCCCACUAUCAGUAACUCUUAGACGCUACCCUGCCAGAGCAGCACCAGCUGAAGUUGCUGUCUUCCUCUCUCACACACACAGCCCCCUGGCUCCACCACCUUCCUCGGGAAAGGACACCAUGAGCACUGAAAACAUGAUCCGGGACGUGGAGCUGGCGGAGGGACAGCUCCCCAAGAAGACAGAGGCCUCCCAAGGUUCCAAGCGUUGCCUGUGUCUCAGCCUCUUCUCCUUCUUGCUUGUGGCGGGAGCCACCACGCUCUUCUGCCUGCUGCACUUCGGAGUGAUCGGCCCUCAGGGCGAAGAGCAGUUCCCAAAGAACCUCCAUCUAGUCAACCCUCUGGCCCAGACCCUCAGAUCAGCUUCUCGCACCCCAAGUGACAAGCCCGUAGCCCACGUAGUAGCAAACCCACAAAAGGAGGGCCAACUUGAGUGGCUGAGCCAGCGCGCUAACGCCCUCCUGGCCAAUGGCCUGAAGCUGAUAGACAACCAGCUGGUGGUGCCCAGGGAUGGGCUCUACCUCGUCUACUCCCAGGUGCUCUUCAAGGGUCAAGCCUGCCCUUCCUACUUGCUCCUUACUCACACGGUCAGCCGCUUCGCUGUCUCCUACCCGAACAAGGUCAACCUCCUUUCUGCCAUCAAGAGCCCCUGCCAGAAGGAGACCCCCGAGGGGACUGAGCCCAUGGCCUGGUAUGAGCCCAUCUACCAGGGUGGAGUCUUCCAGCUGGAGAAGGGAGACCGACUCAGCACCGAAGUCAAUCUGCCCGACUAUCUUGACCUGGCCGAGUCAGGGCAGGUGUACUUUGGCAUCAUUGCCUUGUGAGGGGACUGGCCGCGCACCUCUCCCCUGCCCCCUCACGCCAUCCUUCAGUCCUUCUGAGCUUCUGGCUUAGAAAGGGAAACAGGGGCUCAGACCUCAAGCUUACAAUUUCAAGCACCUGCACCUGGCAGUGAGGAUUGUAUGGCACUGGCCACACCCAGAAUUCAAGCUGAGGCCUCCAGAACUCACUGGGGACUUCAGAUUCAGAUCCUUGGCUUCAACCUGGGACAUCUAGAAUGUGGGGGCCAGGGAGCUGUGGGUUCUGGACAGACGCUUCAGAAUAGCCCCUGAGAAGUCCUCACCUACAACUUGACACGCACAGAGCCAGGUCUUCCUCUGCUCAGAUGUUUCUGCACUCUUCUCUGAGAUGUGGAGCCCACCCCUUGCCUGCCCCCUUCUAUUUAUGAUUUCACUUGUGAUGAUUGACUAUUUAUUAUUUAUUGAUUAUUUAUUUAUUUACUGAUGAAUGUAUUUA